CCAAAAUCAUUUGUUUAUGACCAUGGCCAAACCCUCAACCCCGUGCCUGUGAACGCUUCCUUUCUUCUCUCUCCCUUGGGAGCCACAUCCCCAACCCAAUCAAUCAAUUGUCUCGUCUUGAGACGCGCCGCUCAUUACUUCUCCUUCCAUCAUGGCUCCUCUCGGCCGGAAAGGCUUCCUGGCCAUCGCCGUCAUCUUUCACGUGGUGUACAUCUACAGCAUCUUCGACAUUUAUUUCGUCAGUCCGAUCGUGAGCGGAAUGAAGGCGCAUAAGGUGGAAGAGGUGGAGGCGCCGGCAAAGCGGUUGGUGUUGAUCGUGGGCGACGGUCUCCGCGCCGAUAAAGCCUUCCAAUCCUUCCCUGACCCCUCUCCCUCCCCCCACGACCCCUCCCCCGACACCCCCCGCCCCCUCAUGCCCUUCCUCCGUUCCCGCGUCCUCCACCACGGCACCUUCGGCGUCUCCCACACCCGCGUCCCCACCGAAUCCCGCCCUGGCCAUGUCGCCCUGAUCGCCGGCCUCUAUGAAGACGUCUCCGCCGUCACCACCGGAUGGAAGCUCAAUCCCGUCAACUUCGACAGCGUCUUCAACCGCUCCCGCCAUACCUGGAGCUGGGGCUCCCCGGACAUCCUGCCCAUGUUCAAGGAGGGCGCCGUCCCCGGCCGCGUGGAUGCGGAUAUGUACACGGCCGAAGCGGAGGACUUCACGGCGGAUGCGACGGCACUGGACACGUGGGUGUUCGAGCGAGUCGACGCGCUCUUCUCCGCCGCAAAGACCAACGCAACGCUCAACGCCGCGCUGCGCGAAGACCGCCUCGUGUUCUUCCUGCACCUCCUCGGCCUUGACACCACCGGCCACGGAUUCCGACCCUACUCGAAGGAAUACCUCCAUAAUAUCAAGGUCGUCGAUGCGGGCCUCAAGCGCGUCACCGCGCUCAUCGAUAACUUCUACAACGAUGGGAAAACCGCCUACAUCUUCACCGCGGACCAUGGGAUGUCCGAUUGGGGCUCACACGGUGACGGCCAUCCGGAUAACACGCGCACCCCGCUCGUCGCCUGGGGAUCCGGUGUUGCGCCACCCGUGCUCUCCGCCCCUGGCUCCCUGGCUCUCGGGCACGAGGAUGGGUUUAGCGCGGACUGGGGCUUCGACCAGGUUGCACGACACGACGUCGCGCAGGCGGACGUGGCGGCGCUGAUGACGUAUCUCGCCGGAUUAGAGUUCCCGGUCAACUCCGUCGGGGAGCUACCACUAGCGUACGUCUCUGCAGACGCGCACAAAAAGGCGUCGGCGCUUCUAGUGAACGCGCGGGCGAUCUUGGAGAUGUACAGAGUCAAGGAGGCACAAAAGCGAGGGACGCAGAUCCGGUUCGUGCCGUUUGGCGAGUUCGAUGAGCUGGGGGGCGGGGUGGCGGCUGAAGCGCAGAUCCGCGGGAUCCAGGGGCUGAUCCAGGAGGGGCGAUGUGAGGAGGCGAUCGCGCAGAUGACGGAGUUGAUGCGGACGACGUUGCAGGGGCUGCGGUACCUGCAGACGUACGACUGGCUGUUCUUGCGCACGUUAGUGACGGCGGGCUUCCUCGGGUGGAUCGCGUUCGCAGCGACGACGGUGGUCGAUCUGCAUGUGCUGCACGGCGGCACGGCGGCGCAGCGAAGUGUGGGCAGUGUGAUGUUCUUCUCGUCGGCGCUCGUGGCGAUCGCCGCGUUGCUGGCCGUCCAGCGGUCGUCGUGGACGUAUUACGCCUACGCGGUUUUUCCGGUGGCGUUCUGGGAGGAGGUGUACGCGCGACGGGCGUCGUUGAGGGAUAGUCGCGAAGUCCUAUUGGGGCAUUUGCACGGCGUCAAGGAUUAUCUGCGGUUCUUGCUGCGGGCGGGGGCGUUUGUGGGCAUUUUGGAGGCAUUGGUUCAGAGCUACUUCUAUCGAGAGAUUUAUACGAUCUGCUAUAUCCUGGCAGCAGCAUGGCCGGCGUUUUAUGGGGCCAUUUUUCUGCGGCAGAAUCGGUCGCUAUGCGCCACUUGGGCUGCUUCCUGCAUUCUGAUGAGUGGGUUUACGAUCCUACCGGCGAUCAAGACGGAGGAUUUGACAUUAAUAUUAAUUGGCGGCACCUUGAUGUUCGCCGUGGGAAUUAUCUAUCUCUUGUUCGAAAAGAGCAUCAUCCAGAACGGCCCAAAGGAGUCGAUCCCUUCUGACGGACUGUCGAGGAUUAUAAUCGGUGUUCAGGUUGGAUUGGUACUUCUCGCUAUGGUCGUCACUCGAUCCAGUGUCAUGUCUCUUCAGGCAAAACAAGGGCUCCCGCUUGGAACGCAGGUCGUGGGAUGGAUCGUCCUUGUUUCGUCAUUGAUCGUUCCGUUUUUCCAUGGUCUUCGACCCAACCGCCACUAUUUCCACCGCCUCGUGGCCAUCUUCCUCGCCUUCUCGCCGAUCUUUAUCAUCCUCACCAUCUCAUACGAGGGCCUCUUCUACGUCGUCUUCUUCACUACUCUGGUCACCUGGGUGCGGUUGGAGCACCAGAUCUUCGGCUUCACGUCGACAUCAUCGCCUCCGACACUAACCGAUGAGAACCCCACCCAACCUGGUCGCACCGCAACCAAACCACGCCCUUCCUCCCCCACCACCCCCGACUUCCGCUCCCUCACCCUCUCCGACGCCCGCAUCGCCCUCUUCUUUUUCUACCUCCUCCAAUCCGCCUUCUUCAGUACCGGUAACAUGGCCUCCGUCUCCUCCUUCUCCCUCGACGCGGUCUCCCGCCUCAUCCCCGUUUUCGACCCUUUCUCCCAAGGCGCACUCCUCAUAUUCAAGAUUAUGAUCCCCUUCGCCGUCAUCUCCGCCAACCUCGGGAUCCUCAACCGGAAGCUUGGGGUGGCGCCCAGCGCGCUGUUCAUGGUGGUGAUGGCGGUGAGCGACGUGAUGACGUUGAAUUUCUUCUACAUGGUGCGCGACGAGGGGAGCUGGUUGGAUAUCGGGACGACGAUCAGCCAUUUCGUGAUAGCGAGCGCGCUGUGCGUCUUCGUGGCGGGGUUGGAGGGGGUGAGUGAGGUUUUUAUGAGCGGGAUUGAGUUCGGGGAAGAGGGGGUGGUGGAGGGGAAUGGGAGUUUACAGAGCAAGACGACCAAGGGGAAGGAGAAUGGUACGAUAAGACAUUCUACACCGGCCAACGGUGGUCUGGAGAAGCUCCGUAAGGCGGGAGAGGUAGAUAGCAAGUCAUAGCUGCUGCAGAUAGGUAUCUACCGGUACCUAUCUAUCUGCAUGAAUGAAAGUCCGUCUUCAACGCUACCUACCCGCCUACCCGCCUAUCCACCUACUCGCCUACCUACCCUCCUACCUUCCUACUUCCCUUCUAUCUCGGUUAAUACCGAAUUUCCCAUCAUUCAUCCUGAGCACGGCAUAUCCGUAAUGCAGGAGUAUUGUCGCAGAUGGUUGCACAGAGGGUUGUACAGGCGUCACACAGAUGCCGUUGGGAGCCUCUCCUUUAUAGUGAAGUCGAGAUAUGUUAUCGCUGAUUGGUCAAAUUACCCCUGUCCCUACCUCUCGGCCACUCCCUG
This is a messenger RNA of Eremomyces bilateralis CBS 781.70, 3534 nucleotides long. Its product is annotated as PigN-domain-containing protein. The coding region runs from base 152 to 3199 and encodes 1015 amino acids. The record is from RefSeq and is a predicted model, not a curated record. Gene Ontology annotation, molecular function: mannose-ethanolamine phosphotransferase activity. The transcript has 5 exons. Gene Ontology annotation, cellular component: endoplasmic reticulum membrane. Gene Ontology annotation, biological process: GPI anchor biosynthetic process. NCBI's taxonomy places the organism in Eukaryota, Fungi, Ascomycota, Dothideomycetes, Eremomycetales, Eremomycetaceae.